AUGUAUCCAAAGUCGAACACCGACUUCUCCCCUCUAGUCGACAGCGCAGAUAUUCACGAUUUGGACCCUGGUCACACUUGCGUCAAGAUUCCCGAUGCGCCCCCGCGAGUCGUGGCCGGCGCAAACGCGACGCUCCAGAUCACGUAUAAGGCUGACUGGGAUGCCCCUCAUCUUCAGACUUUCUACGCUUGCGCUGACAUUACAUACGUGGCGGCGGCCGACUUCAAUUUCCGGAUUCCCUGCUUCAACCACACUGUUCCCGGUGAGGACAACGAGGCAGCGGCAAAGAGCGUAGGUGCUACGUCCAAACAGUCCGCCGCGAAUAAUCCGGAGCCGUCGGCGUCUGCGAUUGUUGGUCAUGGACAGCAGAUGGGAGGGGCUGCCAUGGCUGGCGCUAUCGUUGGCUCGCUGGGUGGUGCCUCUGCGCUGGUGGCCAUGGCAAUCCUGCACAGGCGGAAGAAGCAGAAGGAGCGCAGUUUGCGGCUUGCGCGCAUGGAAGAGAACGCACGCCGUGAGGCUUACCCAGGUGAUAAGCCGGCGCCGUAG
Purpureocillium lilacinum is the source of this 546-nucleotide messenger RNA. The record is from RefSeq and is a predicted model, not a curated record. NCBI's taxonomy places the organism in Eukaryota, Fungi, Ascomycota, Sordariomycetes, Hypocreales, Ophiocordycipitaceae.